AUGAAGUUCUCCAUCGCUACUGCCGUUGCUGCUUUCGCCGCCUCCGUCGUGGCUGCUCCCCCUGGCCAGGCCUCUGGCAACGGUGUCGGAAACGCUGGUAACAGCAACGUCCGCUUCCCCGUUAGCCAGGACACCACUGUCGAGCAGGCCUCCACCAAGUGUGGUGACCAGGCUCAGCUCUCUUGCUGUAACGAGGUUACCUACGCUGGUGACACCACCACCGAGCAGCAGGGUGUUCUCGCUGGUGCCCUCAGCGGCCUCCUCGGCCAGGGCUCCGGUGCUGAGGGUCUCGGUCUCUUCAAGGGCUGCUCCAAGCUCGACAUUGCCGCUGUUAUUGGUGUCCAGGACCUCAUCAACAAGAACUGCCAGCAGAACAUUGCCUGCUGCCAGAACUCUCCUUCCGAGGCCAACGGCGACCUUAUCGGUCUCGGCCUUCCUUGCGUUGCUCUUGGUUCCCUUCUCUAA
This is a messenger RNA of Aspergillus puulaauensis, 465 nucleotides long. Its product is annotated as hydrophobin family protein. The record is from RefSeq and is a predicted model, not a curated record. Gene Ontology annotation, molecular function: structural constituent of cell wall. The coding region runs from base 1 to 465 and encodes 154 amino acids. The transcript has 3 exons. Gene Ontology annotation, cellular component: fungal-type cell wall. NCBI's taxonomy places the organism in Eukaryota, Fungi, Ascomycota, Eurotiomycetes, Eurotiales, Aspergillaceae.